AUGUCGUCCCACGAGGAAGGAAGUGGCGCAGCCAGUGUCCCGGGCGGAGCUGUUUCCACCAACGAAACAAAUAACAAUAUCCCAGAGAUAGUCAUUUCAGUACCACACAGGUACUUCAAUCUCAGCAAUGUCGAUAUAGAGAGACUCGAGUCAUUAGACAAAGCUUUUGAAGGUCAUCAUCAACUCAAACCCACCACCAAACCAUUGAUCCAAAGGGUUCCAUCAACCCUCGGCAUCCCCAAAAGUUUCAUCAAGUAUUUCAAGCCGAGGUUCACAUCAAUCGGACCCAUCCACCACGGUGAUCCUACUCUCCAUGGCUCCGAGCAACUCAAGCUUCUAUUAGCAGCACAUUUCGUGAAGAACAUUGGAGUCGAAAAGGGGGUGUUAUACAACAUGAUCAAGACGGAGAUCGGUAGCUUGAAGAAAUGCUACGAUCCGAAGGUGUUGGAGCCGUAUGAUGAUGAGAAGCUGGCCUGGAUGCUGUUCGUUGACGGAUGUGCAAUCUUACAAGCCAUUUUACAAUACCUUCAUUAUUAUGAAUGUGAUGGAAGUAAAUCGUGGAGUAAAACAAUCGUUAAAACUGAUUUGCAGACAUUCGAGUACUUGGAUCUGUUCUUGUUGGAAAACCAGUUGCCUUACCGUGUUCUCGAGUUGUUAAUCACGAGCUCGAGCAGCAGCAAGGGGGGCUUGUUCAUGAGAUUGAUCGAAAGGUUCAUUGAAGCAAAUUCUGUUUUUAUUCCAGAAGAGAUGGAAGAACAACUGAAGCAGGAAGGAGAGCCAGAUCUGUUUUCCACUUGCGGAUACGAGAUUGGUUUUUUUCCUCGUGGGUUUCGUCCAGCGAAAGAGCUUAGAAAUUCUGGGAUUUGGUUUGAACAAAGUGAAACCAGUCUCCCCACGGACGUAAGUUUCAGCCGCACAGGCUUUCUGGGAAAACUACGGCUACCACCGAUCAGGGUGGACGAGUCGACGAGGCCAAUGUUCAUGAACUUGAUAGCUUACGAAGUGUGCCCGGAUUUCGAAAACGAUUCCACAGUCACAUCGUACAUUUGCCUCCUCGAUUCGCUCAUCAACGAUGCCGUAGAUGUUCAAGUAUUGAGAGAUGAUGAGGUACUCUACAAUGCGCUUGGAAGUGAUGAAGAAGUGGCUAAACUUUUCAACAAGAUGAACCCUGUCCUUGUUUCCAAUCCAGAAAUUUACCUCGACGUGAAACUGCAAAUCGAGGAUCGUUGUGGGAGAAAGUGGAUCAGGCAUGCAGCUCAAGCGUAUCUCACGUAUUUUAGCAGCCCUUGGACCUUUAUAGCAUUUGUGGGCGCCAUUACUGCACUUCUCCUCACUUCUCUUCAGACUUAUUACACCAUUAUUUCAGCCAAUUAAGUCUUCGUUUACUUGUCUCGCAAACCAUUG
Molecule: messenger RNA, 1404 nt
Organism: Hibiscus syriacus
Lineage: Eukaryota; Viridiplantae; Streptophyta; Magnoliopsida; Malvales; Malvaceae
Product: UPF0481 protein At3g47200-like
Exons: 2
Coding region: 1-1374 (457 amino acids)
Source: RefSeq, a predicted model, not a curated record